Molecule: messenger RNA, 1713 nt
Organism: Drechmeria coniospora
Lineage: Eukaryota; Fungi; Ascomycota; Sordariomycetes; Hypocreales; Ophiocordycipitaceae
Exons: 2
Coding region: 1-1713 (570 amino acids)
Biological process (GO): regulation of nitrogen utilization; negative regulation of transcription by RNA polymerase II; mitochondria-nucleus signaling pathway
Cellular component (GO): cytoplasm
Source: RefSeq, a predicted model, not a curated record
AUGCCUCACAGCCUAUCGACGCACGUCUUGACGGUGGACGCCAACGUCAUCCACAAAGUCGACACGGCCAACCCUGCCAACUUGUAUAGCAUGUGGACGGUCUUCUCCCGCUGCGCAGAAUCCGUCGAGCAGGGCCGCAGGUUGGAGAACUUGAGCUGGCGCCUCUGGCAACGCGAGCAGCUGGUGGAGAGCGCCGGCAAGCGCGCCCCCGACGGAACCGCCCGGGCGCAGACGCAGACGCCGACGCUUCCCGACGCCGCUCCCUCGGAGACGAAAUUGCCAGAGCUCCCCCAGCUUUCCGGCAGCGUCGAUUCGCUGCACGACGACGAGGCCGUCGAGUUCACGUCCGUCUCGGCGCCCCUCGAGAUCCGCCCCCGGAUACGACGGCUUGAUUCCAGCAGCCGUAGCAAGCGCGAUCGCCACAUCAGCUCGGACGAUUUCGAAAAGAUGAUCGUCUCCAUCGUCAAGGACAAGACGCCCCUCUCCGCACCCACCCAAUCCUCACCCCUCAUGGCUUCCCGAAAGGAGCCCUCGAUGCCGGUGUCGGCCUCGGAGCACUCGGGCUCGACGACGACGGAAUCCCAGUCCCCCUCCAAGGAGUCGGUCGACUCGCAGCCCUCGCCGGCGCCCCAGAAGGCGACCAAGGUCGUUCGUGGCUUCUCGCCCGCGCCCUACGCCGCUUUCCCACUGCCCAAGCCGGACGCGGCGUCGGACGACUCCCUCCCCGCGCCGAGCUCCUCCCCCGCGCCGAAGCCGGUGCAGGCCAAGAAGCAGCCGGCCAAGUUCGCCCUCGGCGGGUCGUGCUCGUCGAGCGAGCAGGGCCAGAGCGUCGACAACGCCCAGGUCCCGGCGCCGAGCAUGGCCGCGGCCAAGGCCAAGGCCAAGUUUCGCCUCGGCGGCUCCUCCGACGAGGGCUCGCUGAGGAGCGCCGCCGCCCUGCCGCCGGCCGGCCCGGGCCUGGCAGCGCCCAAGAAGCAAGCAUCCUUCGGCCUGCCGACGACGCGGACGAGCGGCGGGAGCGACCCGGCCGUGGACUCGGACACCGAGGGCGACGAGUACGUGGACGAGAGCGCCAUCGACGACGACGACGACUCGUCCGAGUGGGAAGACUCGAUGGAGGACAGCAACAAGUCGAGCGUCGACGAAAAGUUCUUCCAGCGCGUGCCGUCCAAGGCCAACCUCACGUCCCGGCCGUCGCUCAUCACCCUCAUGCUGGCGCAGAACGACCGGGCCGCUAAGCUCGGCAACCAGGCGUCGCAGUCAACGUCGGCCCUCCCGCGCUCGCGGGCCGGACCGGGCGCUCCGUCGCUCGGCGCGUCGCCCAACGACUCGGACGAAGCGCCGCUGAUGAUGAAGGGCAUGCGCUCCUCGCCGCUGAAGCCCAUCAGCGAGGUGCCCCGAUCCGGGCCUCAGCCCAUCGUGGCCGUCAACGCCGUGUCGGCGCACGCCGCCCUGUCGCCUCGGACGACGCGUCGCAACAUGCUCGCGACCGAGCUCACGGGCACGCUCCGGCGCCAGCUUCUCUGGGAGCGCCAGCAGAAAUCGUCGACGGUCAACGCCGUCCUCAAGCGCCGCCACACGUCACAGGACGUCGCCAACCUGAAGCAGUUUCCCGACAAACCCUGCCUGAAGGAGGCCGAGGACGACUCGACGAACUGGAACAAGUACUUUUCCAAGGAGACGCUCAACGGAUACCACUCCAAGGGUUGGUAA